AUGGACGCUGGCGGUCUUGCUCAAAUGACCUAUCCCUCGUCUUUCAAUAACGGGGGCUCCCUCGGAGCUCCCUCCAACGGCUUUGCAUCCCGCAGAAAGGGCUCCCACAUCAAGCGUCUGAGUGUGCCGCCCCCGCACAUUCCCACCAUCGAUGAGUCCCAACCGUCUGCGCCCCUCCAGACCCCCCGCACCAGCCGCUCGCACCUGCUGGCCGGCUUGAGGACCGCCCCCAAGUCCGCCACCGUGCCCUCGGCCGCGGCCCGGCAGCAACACCUCGGCGUGGAGGGUGAUCGAUAUGGAAACUUGUCGAACCGCACCGCGGAACGCAUCCCUCAGACGGCGACGGGAACCGGAUUCCCUCGCCAUUCGAUGGCGAUGAAUCAGGGCCUGGACAUGAACACCGGCCGGCCCAUGUACACCUUGCCGGAGCAGGUGCUCGCCCCGCCGACCUUCGACAUGGGCGCCGAGGCGCCCAUGGACGAGAGCAUGUACGCCGAGCUCAUGUCCACCAAUCUGUUCCUGGCCGCCCAGCAGCAGCGCCUGCAGCAACAGUUGAUCAGCGUCACCGCCGCGGCCCAGCAGUUCCAGGGCUUGAACCUGGGCAUGCAGAUGCAGCAGCCGGAGCUCCCCGCCAUGUCGCUCCCGGGCAUGGGUUUCUACCAGCAGCAGCUCCAGCAGGGCGUCCAGCCGAUCGUGCAGCCGGUGCCCGGCCAGCCAGGCCUCUACUCGGUCUACAACCCCCUGACGGGCCAGCAGAAUUACAUCUACGACAACAGUGCCCAGGACGGAUCGUCGUCCGCCCCCUACCCAGGUGACCAGUCGCCCGCGAUGCAGGUCCCCACCUUCCGCGCGGAGGUCUCUCCGCCGCCCGAGUCCCGCCACUCCCCGGCGUAUUCGUCUCAGCCCGUGUCGCCUCCGAGCUCGAGUCCCUCCCCCUCGCACGAUGUCGCGCCCCUGCCGCCGCCGUCGGCCAACGCGUUCCGUCGGGGUCACAAGAAGAGCUCGUCGGUGUCCCCCGCGCCCAAGGCACCCAUCGACACGGCCCGCGCCAACGGCGGUGGUCAUCCGCCGGCUCCCAAGACCGCCGCGCUGCCCCCGACCCCGGCCACGGGCACCUUUGGCCCGGGCCAGGGUCGCGCGGGCGAGCACCCGACCCGCCAGCCGCGGGGUCCGCCGUCGCUGGAAGAACUGGUCGCCAAGCCCACUGCGAAGCACGAGGGCAGCAAGAACUUCGCCACGCGUCAGCGCCGGCGCGCCGUGCACAACCUGGUCCGUGCGGGCAUCGAGCGCCGCGGCGACACCCGCAGCUUUGGAUGCCACAGCAGCGGCGGCUCCAAUACGCCCGCCAGCGAGAAGGAAUUCACCUUCUCCGACGGCGACGACGGCACCGCCCGGAGUGGCAGCCUGUCGAGCAAGCCGAGUCUAGGCAGUCUCCGCGCGGCGGCCAACGGCGCCAUCGGCUCCGAGAGGAAGGAGAGGUCUUCUCGGGAGCGGCGGUCCCAGGACAGCCCCUACAACACGACGACCCCGAUCAGCGAAGACGGCGGGUUCUUCGGGAGCAAGUUCGCUGACGUCCGGAUGGACCAGGUGUCGUCCCCCGUCGGAUCGCCGUCGGUGGCUGCUGUCGUCGCAGGACAGAAGACGGUGGCCCAGGGUCCGGAGAGACGCAAGACGCCGAUGCUUGUGCUUUCCAGCGCCGAGAAGCGCAAGACCCCUGUCAUGUAA
Molecule: messenger RNA, 1725 nt
Organism: Aspergillus campestris IBT 28561
Lineage: Eukaryota; Fungi; Ascomycota; Eurotiomycetes; Eurotiales; Aspergillaceae
Exons: 1
Coding region: 1-1725 (574 amino acids)
Source: RefSeq, a predicted model, not a curated record